UGUAGAAUAUGAACUCACGAAAAGCUCUUCAGAUGAAACGGACAGUGAUAGUGGGUGUUCCAUUCCUACUACAGACAGCAGGAGUGAACUCACACUCUCCGACAACGAAUACAGUUCUUUGGAAUGCAAAGAGCACACAUCAUUCCUAUUUGACUUGAUGGGUCACAGCCCUCAAUCAAAACCUUCGUGUGACAGCAACGAUUGGUCUGAGCGUUACUUCCAAACGCUUCAGCCCGCUGUAGCAGAAUAUUCCAUAAACCGAACAGAAUUGGAGACAGAACCAAGAUCGCCUCCACUCACAACAUUUGAACUCGAUGCGACACGGAUUAGCUCCCUAAGCGACACCCAUAUUUGCAUCGACUGUGGUAAGCGUUAUAGCACUUCGAGUAACCUGGCACGCCAUCGCCAAACGCACCGAAGCGUCAGUGACAAGAAAGCACGGAAAUGUCCUCACUGUGAAAAAGUAUACGUCUCCAUGCCAGCGUACAGCAUGCACGUGCGCACGCAUACGCAGGGUUGCGCAUGCCCGUACUGUGGGAAGCGGUUCAGCCGACCGUGGUUGUUACAAGGACAUAUCCGAACACACACCGGGGAGAAACCGUUUUCCUGUCCCAAGUGCGGAAAAGCCUUUGCCGAUAAGUCCAACUUGAGAGCCCACAUCCAGACACAUUCGACGGAGAAGCCAUACGUCUGUGGCCGAUGUGGCAAAGCUUUCGCUCUCAAGAGUUAUUUAUACAAACACGAGGAAUCUUCGUGUAUGCGGGGACAGAGAUAUCGACAUUGAUUUCAAACAUCAAGCAUAAAAUAAAAUAAAUAAAACAAAACAAAAAAAAUAUUUAAAAAACAACAAAGAACUGUAAUAACAACAACAGCAGGAACAACAUCAGCAUCGUCAUCAACAACAACAACAACAACAAUAAUUUAUAAAGAAAAAUAACAAGUCAGAAGUUGUAUCGUGUCCAGAAAAAAGAAGAGAAAACGAAAGAAGUCUCACACACACACACACAUUAGUAUUUCUGCCAUUAAACGAUAAUUUCGUAUAUAAUAAAAGAAGUUAUUUUGCAGAAUGAAACUUCACUAACAAGAACAUCAGCAAUAAAACCCAACAACAACAACAACAAAACGUCCGUCCAUAACUGUGCCAAAUCUUCCUUAAAAAGUUUUUUACAGUGGGAGCAUUCUAGACUCCUGGCCAAUCUCCAUCACAGAAACAGCUGUUACAGUAGUAGUAUAGUAGCAGUUGCUGUUGUUGUUGUUAUUAUUAUUAUUGUCAUUAUUAUUAUUACUAUUAUCACUUUCAUCAUUGCCUUUUCUUUACUAUCCAUAUUAUUAUUAUUAUUAUCAUUAUUAUUAUCAUUAUCAUUAUCAUUAUUAUUAUUAUUAUUAUUUGAUUAAGGUGUUGCUUUUGUUCUUGACCCUUUAAGCAACAUCAACAACAACAUAAAGAACAAUAGCAACAAGAAUAAGAACAUUAAUAACAAUCUUUAUUCUUUAUUUUUAUUCAACAUAAGCAACAACUACUACAACAACAACAGCAACAUGACAAAACAGACCAACGAGAACACUCCAAAUACAGCCAAGUUAUCGAGGAAACAAGGAGGAAAAAGGAAUCUCCAUCUUUGCCAAAAGGAGGAAUUCCGUUCCACCAGACCAUUCGCACCAUUCACAUGCGAAAUUCCGUCCACCCAUAUACUAACUGUCAAAUUCCGUCCAUCAAGCUGCUAACAGUCAAAUGCUGUCCAUCCAACAAUUAACUGUCAAGUUCCGUCCACCCAUAUAUUAACUGUCAAAUUGCGUCCAUCAAACUUCCAACAGUCAAAUUUUGUCCAUUGAACAAUUAACGAUCAAAUUCUGUCCACCCAUAUAUUAACUGCCAAAUUUUGUCCAUCAACAUAAAGAACUAAUUCCAUCCAUCAAUCUACUUAGAGCCAGAUUCUGUCCAUCGAACAAUUAACUGUCAAAUUUUGUCCAUCCAUAUAUUUACCGUCAAAUUCUUUUAACCCACAGAGCAACUUUUAAAUUAUGUCCACCCAACAUGCCUUAAAUGUAAAAAUUUGUGUCUAUUUAUACAUCUAUUUACAGCCAAAUUUUGCUAAAUCAUCCAUGUAUGAACUCUUAAAUUCUGUCCAUCCUUAUUGUUUACUGUCAAAUUCCAUCCAUCCAUACAUUUUACUGUCAAAUUCCACCUGUUCGUGAAUUUUACUGUCAAAUUCUGUCCAUUCAUAUUUUUUACUGUCUAAUUCUGUCCAUCCAUAUAUUUUGCUGUCAAAUUCCACCCAUUCAUACACAACUGUUGAAUUCCAAGUGCCCAUAUGUUAAUUAUCAAAUGUCCAACUAUGAAAGGUUCUAUCUAUUUAUCCAUCCAUAAGCUUGACUUUGUUUUAAUUUAUAUAAUUGUUUUUCUGUUAGUUUAUCUGCCUCUCCUUUUCUCUCAAAAUUUCACUUAAAUUCUUUCUAUUUGUCUUCUUUUGUGUCUGUCCACUGCUAUAUAUAUAUAUAUAUAUAUAUAUAUAUAUAUAUAUAAACUAUUGACCAAUCUGAUUACAGAGUUUGACUGUUUAAAUGGAUAUUUUCACUCCAUACGUGACAAUGUUGACAUGGAAAAAAGAUCAGGAAUGAGUGUGGAAACUUUGACCAAGCAUUUUACUAAAAGACCAGAUCAUGACAUACGGUUCCAUAUAGAGAGUGACGAAACUAAAAUUAUUAUUCCUCCACUAAGUAUACAAUCGUAUAUCACAUCUGAUUUGUUGAUCAGUGCAUCCAUUAUCGAUUUAAUAACCAAUCAUAUAUAUAAAUAGGGAGAGAGACCAACAAUAUAAUGUUUAAUGGUGACAUCGUACAGUAAGACGAAAUAAUUACUGUGACAUUACAAGUUGACCUAUUGACUAAAUUUACAGUCAUUUCGGACUAUGUUUGCAUGACGGGCAGUGACGGCUUCUUUGUCAUUAGAUCUGUUACUCAAUUCAUUUGACAGUGUCUGAGAACAUUUUGGAGAUAUCUGACAGAAAAUAUGGCUUGUCUUAUUAUAUAAUUGACAUAUGUUUGACAUCUUUGACAUUUUUGAAUAUUUGUCGUGCAUGUUUGACAAAAGAAAUUUUUUUAUGUUUGACACUAGUUGACGUCGUUUGAUUUGCUAUUUACAUAUAUUGAAACAAGGAAUUAGAUACCACACUAAUUCAAUAUAUUGGCAAUCAAAUCUUGGGGACACAAACAUCGCUGAUUUUAGAAAUAAAAACAGAUAGAAAUCUGUAUUAAACUUGGGAGUUAAAGCAAUUAACCAAUGUUAAUCCCCAAAACCUAAUACAGUAAUACACACUAAACAAGCAAUAGGUAUAAAUGCAUACAUUUAUGCAUGUAUAUAUAUAAUAUAAACUCAUUAGUGAUUUAGUUAAUCUCUUUUCAAAAAAUGUAUUGCUUCCAAGCUAGUUUUACCAAUAAGCCCACGUCGUUGUUACACUUGGCUUUGACAUAUUUCUGCUGUUGAGUGUGUCAAUGUGCUAGUAUAUAUAUAAGAUAGACAAACGUAGAAGGAGGGACAGAACACACUGACGGUUGACAUUGACACAGUUGAAGUUCAGUUUCCUUUUCUUGUGGACAUUAUUCUUAAUAUUGACGUUGCUGUUGAUUGACUGCUGUUGGAGUCAGUGCUUUGUCAAUUCCUGUUAUCUUUGUCAAAGUUCAAUAUUAUAUUUUAAUAAACAAAACAUGUUUUUGUAUUAUUUUUAUUUUUAUUUUUAUUUUUAUUAUUAUUAUUAUUAUUAUUAUUAUUAUUAUUGUUAUUACUACUAUUUCAUCAUAAGAGCAUGUUCAUUUUUUUUUACUGGAAUUUUGACUUCCUUAUAUUUACGGUUCCUUUUUUUGGUUGUAUGGACCAAGAUAACUUUCUGUCCACUUAUAUACAUACAUAUAUAUUUUUUUUCAACUUAUUUUUUUUAUACUUUUGCUAGAAUAUUUAAAAUAAGAAAAAAAAAUUCUCUCU
Molecule: messenger RNA, 3979 nt
Organism: Octopus sinensis (East Asian common octopus)
Lineage: Eukaryota; Metazoa; Mollusca; Cephalopoda; Octopoda; Octopodidae
Product: transcriptional repressor scratch 2-like
Exons: 1
Coding region: 158-784 (208 amino acids)
Biological process (GO): regulation of DNA-templated transcription
Molecular function (GO): DNA-binding transcription factor activity, RNA polymerase II-specific; RNA polymerase II cis-regulatory region sequence-specific DNA binding
Source: RefSeq, a predicted model, not a curated record